Molecule: messenger RNA, 2778 nt
Organism: Radiomyces spectabilis
Lineage: Eukaryota; Fungi; Mucoromycota; Mucoromycetes; Mucorales; Radiomycetaceae
Product: histidine phosphatase superfamily-domain-containing protein
Exons: 10
Coding region: 1-2778 (925 amino acids)
Biological process (GO): inositol metabolic process; inositol phosphate biosynthetic process
Cellular component (GO): cytosol
Molecular function (GO): 5-diphosphoinositol pentakisphosphate 1-kinase activity; diphosphoinositol pentakisphosphate kinase activity; inositol hexakisphosphate kinase activity
Source: RefSeq, a predicted model, not a curated record
AUGGUUUCGUCUUCUGCUAUUUCUGAGCCGUCGGUUUCUUCCAUGCACAGUCGAGGGAAAUAUGUUGUCGGCGUGUGCACAAUGGACCGAAAGGCUCGUUCCAAACCUAUGCGCCACAUUUUGAACCGAUUAUUGGCUUAUGGCGACUUUGAUAUUAUCAUUUUUGGAGACAAAACAAUUCUAGACGAAGAGGUCGAAAACUGGCCAGGGUGUGAUUUUCUGAUUUGCUUUUUCUCUGGAGGAUUUCCUUUGGACAAGGCGAUCAAAUACACCAAGCUUCGUCGGCCUUACCUUGUGAAUAAUGUGGCCAUGCAGACAUUGUUGUGGGAUAGACGAGUGGUGCUGGGUAUAUUGGAUGCCAUUGGGGUGCCUACACCUCCCCGUCUGGUCGUUUCGCGUGAUGGCGGACCAAAAGUGGAUGAGGAUGCGGCCAAAGAAUUCCAGCAAUGUUCGGGCCUGGAUAUUCACCAAGUGCUUGCCAAGUUUAUGGGUAACACCACCUCUGUCGAAAUUUCGGAUGACGGUAUCAAGACGGAUCAUGGAUUUAUGUCAAAAACAUUUAUCGAAAAGCCCGUCGACGGAGAAGAUCACAACAUCAACAUUUAUUAUUCCAAAGAAAAAGGAGGCGGCGGACGACGGCUCUUUCGAAAAAUUGGUAACAAGUCGAGCGAGUUCGACCCUGAACUGGAGAAUCCGUCCGGCGAUGGUUCGUGGAUCUAUGAACAACUGAUGGAAACCGAGAGCAUGGAAGACAUCAAACUGUAUACGGUGGGAUCGACGUUUGUCCAUGCGGAAACAAGAAAAUCGCCUACGGUGGAUGGACUUGUGAAGCGAAAUACGGAUGGAAAAGAGAUUCGAUACUGUACGAAACUGACGGAAGAGGAGGAAGAGAUUGCUCGUAAAGUAUCCAAUGCAUUUGGUCAAACCGUGUGUGGACUUGAUUUGUUGCGUGUGCAGGGCAAAUCAUAUGUCAUUGAUGUCAAUGGCUGGAGUUUUGUCAAGGGCAACGAUCACUAUUACGACAAUUGUGCACGACUUUUGGCCGAAGCUUUCCAGCGUUCCAUCCAGCGUCGACCCUCGGCUUUGCCGGAUAUGAUCCCUCCCGAAAUUGCCCCCGAGAAUUCAUGGAGACUCAAAGGAUUUGUCGCCGUCUUUCGACAUGCGGACCGAACCCCGAAGGAUAAGUUCAAAGUAUCGGUUCAAUCGCCGCCCUUUGUCGCUUUGCUUCAAGGCAGUGCACAGGAAGUCGUGUUUCGCCAGAGACAUCAGCUGGAGCAAGUCAUAGAAGCCAUUAAUGAAAGUCUUGCCAAAUCGCUCGAGGAUGAAGCGAAAAUGUUGGCUCUCAAAGAAAUCAUUGAACGCAAGUAUGAUCUGCCAGGCACCAAGGUGCAGUUGAAACCUCAAUACGACAAACAAACCGGUCAUUUGAAGAAACUCCAGUUGAACGUGAAAUGGGGCGGCGAGUUCACCCACGCCGGUCUUCAUCAAUCUCGAGAUCUGGGCGAAAAUUUGCGAAAAGACAUGAACAUACUCAACCGCAAUGUGAUGGACGACGUGAAAAUCUAUAGUAGCUCCGAACGAAGAGUACGAGCCACAGCGGAUGUUUUUGCACGUUGGUUCCUGGGGCAACCGGAAUCGAUUGAGGGGGUGAUUUCCGAGAGCAAAUACCUAUUAGAUGACAGUAAUGCCGCGAAAGAACAAGGUGAUGCGGUCAAAGAACAGCUUCGAGAACUGGUGCGACCCGGCAACGACAUUCCUGACAUUGUGCUCACCAAGAUGGGCUGGGCCAAAGAACUGGGACAACCGCAUGCUAUUCUUUCCGAGAUAUCCAUCAUCAUGACGCGUUUGCAACGACUCAUGUAUCUCAAUUGGUCGACAAAGAACGUCAAUGAAUUACAACGACGCUGGUGCUGUCAUGAAUCGCCUCUUUUGUUCCGAGAAAGGUGGCAAAAGAUGUUUAAGCAUUUCUGUGCUGCCAAUGGUGAUGACGGCAGUGAAACGUCCGACAGUAAACCAUCGCCAUCGAAGGAAUGGUUUGCGGACCCAGCCUGGAUUCCUCAGCUCUAUGAUUCGCUCAAAUACGAUGCCUUGCACAAUCGAGCCUUUCUUCAAGCCAUCUUUAGUGACCCGGAGACCAACGCGGCCGACGCAGAGAGCUACACGCAACGGUCAUCGUCAGAAACGAGUACGCCUUCGUGGGAUGACCUUCGACUGUUAUAUCGCUACGUCAAAAUUAUGUUUGAUUUUAUCGCUCCUGAAGAAUUUGGCAUCUCUGAUACCGAAAAGACUGAUAUUGGCAUGUUGAUCGGCUUGCCGCUGCUGAAAAGCAUUCUCAAGGACCUCGAUGACAUGAAGUCGGCCGAAAAUGCUAAAACACGCCUUUACUUUACGAAAGAGUCGCACGUUCAUGCUCUUUUAAAUCUGGUGUACUUGUCGGGUGUUCCCACCAAAGUACCGCGCAAUUCGUUACCAGAACUUGACUUCUUGACCCAGAUUACAUUUGAGCUAUAUGAGCGCAAUCGUCAUCAGGACGAUGACAAAGAGUACUCGCUACGUAUUGCUUUCAGUCCCGGCGCUCACUAUGACAGUGUACUGGACUUGCAAAUGGAUGCCGAGCAUUGCUUAAAGGUGGCACCACGAAAAAACUUGAUACCUCAUCUGUCCUUGGAAGAAGUAUUGGGAUAUCACAAAGGUUAUCUCAACAUCCCCAACCUGGAAACCAUUGAACGACAUAUUGAAGAAAGAAAACUACAUUACGCUCAAGAAGAUAACCACUAG